AUGAGAUGUGUUAGGUUGAUUGGUUGUCAUAGAGGGACAGAGACUUUGCAGUUUGAAGAUCAGGAUGCGAUGUCAGAAGAUCAAGUGUUGCAAAAUUAUCCAAUGGAAGACAAUAAAUUUUUUAUGACUACACCAGAAUUUUUCACUAACGAGGUGUUUAGCUCUCAAGAAGAAUUGAUGAAUUGGGUAAAGAACCUGGCAUACUAUGUUGGUGUUGUCAUUGUCACCAAAAGAUCGAACAGUUAUCUUAGUGGUUUCGUGUAUAAAGUUGUACUGAUGUAUGAUCAUGGCGGCAAAUAUAAACAGAAGGGUUCAAUUAGAGCUCCCUGCACAAGAAAAACUGACUGUCCAUUCGAAUUAGAAGCGAAAUAUUCAAAUGAAUAUAAUUAUUGGACGUUAGCAGUCAUAUGUGAUGAACAUAACCAUCGCCCUUUACGAAGUAUGGAGGGUCAUCCAUAUGUACAACGGUUAACUCAAGAUGAGUUUAGUUUAGUUGAAGAAUUGAGAGCGAUGAAUAUGCCCCCACGUGAUAUUUUAUCAAUCGUUAGGGAGAGGAAUCUAAGUAAUGUGUCUAUAAUUAGUACGAUCUACAACGCACGCACUAAACUUCGCAUGGCCGAGCAAGUAGGCAAUUCUCCAAUGCAGGUUCUCAUGGCUCUUUUGCAUUCUAAUAAUUAUGUUUACGAAUUUUCUAAAACUGCUUCGAACGAGCUAGAAAAUCUAUUCUUUGUGCAUCAAACAUCAUUCAGUAUUUGGCGUGCAUUUCCACAUGUGUUGAUUAUCGAUGCCACGUACAAGACCAACUAUUACAAUUUUCCUUUUGUGGAGAUUGUUGGUGUAACGUCGACCAACAAGACAUUUUUGAUAGCUUUUGCAUUUAUACAAAAUGAAAGGACAACUAACUAUACAUGGGUCUUAAAUUGUCUCAAGUUGACUUUAGAUUGUUGCAUGCACCCACGUGUUAUAGUUACCGACAGAGAGUUGGCUCUAGUAAAUGCAUGCAAAGAGAUUUUCCCAGAUGCAGCUCAAUUACUUUGUAGAAUUCACAUCAGUCGUAAUAUUUUCGACCACUGUAGGCAAACUAUCAAGUCAACACGUGAUUGGAGCAACUUUAAUGAAUUAUGGAGUAAACUAGAGAAGUCUACAACCAUGGAUUCUUACACGAAAAAUUACAGUCAACUUCAGUUAUAUUUGACAAAAUAUCCACGUGUUCUUAAGUAUUUGAAUGAAACUUGGUUGGAAAAAUACAAAGAAAUGUUUGUGUCUGUGUGGAUUGAUCAACAUCUCAAUUUUGGAAACAACAACACCAAUAGAGUAGAAAGUCAACAUGCGGUCCUAAAGAAAUAUUUGAAAUCUAAAAGAUGCACUUUGCAUGAACUUGUGGGCUGUAUUAAUCGUCUGGUUCAGUCUCAACAUACGGCGAUCAAAGCAAGCUUCGAAAAAAGCAGAAUUAUCCAUUAUCAGAAGCACAAUCUACGAUGUUUCAAAAUGUUACAUGGUUUUGUUUCCAAUGAAGCUCUCAAUAUAAUUCUUACGAAUUAUCAUCAAGUAGACCCUUCAGAUUGUGAUUGCCGACUUCGCAACAGUUGUGGGUUACCAUGUUCUUGUGAACUUUUGAAGUAUAUAAAUUCAGGUCAAUGUAUUUCAUUGGAUUUGAUUGACAUCUUUUGGAGAAAGUUAGAUUUUUCACCGGCAACAUUUGUGGAAGAUGAUGAUGUUAGUUGUGGGAGUGUACUGGAACAUUUUAAAGAAAACUACAACAAGCAGUCCAAAGAUGGAAGAAAGAGCUGGUUAAGAAAGUUGAAGAAUAUAUUCAGUCCAAGUACAAUCGACAUUCGGGAACCGCGAGUUCAAAAAAAUACCCGUGGACGACCAAAGAAAUCGCAACAAAAAAAACGUGUCAAGUUUUCCUCAACAAGAUAUAGUUGUUCAACCAUUCCCGAUUAUGUCAAUUCGGGUAAUGAGCCGGCCAGACACAACUGUUUAGAAUUUGACCUAAAUGAGGUCCCAACUGAUAGAUGUUUCGAAUUUGACCUAAAUGAGGUCCCAGCUGACAGCUGUUUCGAAUUUGACGAAGGCCCACCCAUGAGUGGUUCAAAUUUAAUGGAUGAUAUUCCGGAAGUCUUUCAUUCAAGCCAACCAUUCUUUCAAGAUCCUUUUAUGAGCCAAAGUCAACACCAGAAUGCAUACUAUCCGGAUCCAUAUGUGUAUACAACCGAAACCCACAAUCCAAAUCCAUAUAUGUACCGCAAUCCAAAUCCAUAUAUGUACCACAAUCCAGAUCCAUAUAUGUAUACACCCGAAACCCAAAAUCUAGAUCCAAGAGAUGGAAACUGUGGAUUUAGAGCAACGACUGUUUGCAUUGGUCGUCAUCAAGAUGAUUGGCGUCAAAUUCGUAUGGAUUUAUUGGAUGAGUUAUCUGUGCAUAAUGCAAGAUACACUACAAUUUUUAACAAAGAAGGCAUACAAUCACUUCAGUACAUGCUGAAUCACUUUGAAGAAGGAUUUGCAGAUCCACCAUAUUGGAUGACUAUGCCAGAGACUGGGUUACUCAUUGCUUCAAGGUAUAAUGUGGUGGUUGUUUUUUUGAGCAAAGAUGGGGAGACAACGUGCUUUCUGCUUUUUACUAGCCCACCAAGUUCACAACCACAUGAUAUUUGUGUAAUUGGACGAGUCAAUCGUAAUCAUUUCAUGAGACUGGUGUUACAAGGAGAUUUUCCGGUACCUCCUACGCAUCCACAAUGGUCUAGUCACGCAUUUGAUCGGGCAUGGGAAAAUCCUUUUUUGGAUAGACAAAAUAUGUAA
Molecule: messenger RNA, 2805 nt
Organism: Erigeron canadensis
Lineage: Eukaryota; Viridiplantae; Streptophyta; Magnoliopsida; Asterales; Asteraceae
Product: PKS-NRPS hybrid synthetase cheA-like
Exons: 7
Coding region: 1-2805 (934 amino acids)
Molecular function (GO): DNA-binding transcription factor activity, RNA polymerase II-specific
Source: RefSeq, a predicted model, not a curated record